Nannospalax galili (Upper Galilee mountains blind mole rat) is the source of this 846-nucleotide messenger RNA. Its product is annotated as histone H2A type 2-A-like. The coding region runs from base 353 to 745 and encodes 130 amino acids. Gene Ontology annotation, molecular function: protein heterodimerization activity; structural constituent of chromatin; DNA binding. The record is from RefSeq and is a predicted model, not a curated record. The transcript has a single exon. Gene Ontology annotation, cellular component: nucleosome. Lineage: Eukaryota; Metazoa; Chordata; Mammalia; Rodentia; Spalacidae.
UCACAGAGAUCCGCCUGGCUCUGCCUCCCGAGUGCUGGGACUACAGGCGAGCUCGGCACAGUUGGAGAUUUUAUGAAGGACAUUAAGGAACUAAAAGAGAAAACGAAAGCUCCGAACCUGCGGAGAUGAGAGACACGAGUCAUCAGCAGCGCCAAAACCUGGGAGACGGGAUUAUGUAAAUGAGCGGGUUCUGCUGCAGCUCUCCUAUUGGUCACCAUGGGGAGAGCCUGCCUCAGCCAAUGACCGCAGCCAGCGGACAAUCGCCGUUCUGCGUAUAAAAGGGUGAGGCAGCAGCGUUCACGGUUACUUUCGAGGUGCUGGCUUGGAAGCUCGUCCUUUCUCAGUCGUCGUGAUGUCUGGUCGUGGCAAACAAGGGGGCAAGGCUCGAGCUAAGGCCAAGUCGCGCUCGUCUCGCGCUGGCCUGCAGUUCCCGGUGGGCCGCGUGCACCGCCUGCUGCGCAAGGGCAACUACGCGGAGCGUGUGGGCGCCGGCGCGCCGGUGUACAUGGCGGCCGUGCUGGAGUACCUGACGGCCGAGAUCCUGGAGCUGGCGGGCAAUGCGGCCCGCGACAACAAGAAGACUCGCAUCAUCCCGCGCCACCUGCAGCUGGCCAUCCGCAACGACGAGGAACUCAACAAGUUGUUGGGUAAAGUGACCAUCGCGCAGGGCGGUGUCCUGCCCAACAUCCAGGCUGUGCUGCUGCCUAAGAAGACCGAGAGCCACCACAAGACGAAGGGCAAGUGAGGCCGCCCCGCCCCAGCCAGGACUCGAAAACGGAUGUCCGCUGAAACCAAAGGCUCUUUUCAGAGCCACCCACUGUUUCAGAUUAAAGAGUUGUGACAUUA